AUGGUCGAGACCACUCCACAGUCCUCCCAGCCAAGACUCCCGCGAGUCACCAUCCAGUUCUGCACCCAAUGUAAAUGGAUGCUUCGAGCGGCAUAUUAUGCCCAAGAGCUCCUCUCCACCUUCUCCGUCUCCCUCGGCGAGGUCGCCCUGCAGCCCGCCACAGGCGGCGUCUUUGUCGUCGAGAUUGUUACCGCUGCCGCUGCCGCCGAGCAGCCCACUACGGCUACGGAUGCGGCUACGGCAGCGUCAACGCCUGCCCGCCUGACAAAGGCCGUGCUGUGGGACCGUAAGGUGGACGGGGGGUUCCCCGAGGUCAAGGAGCUGAAGCGGCGGGUGAGGGAUGUCAUCCAGCCGGGGAGAGAUCUGGGCCAUGUUGAUCGGGAUUAUGGGCGUGGGAAUCAUGGGCAGGGACAGGGGCAGGAUCAGGGGGAGGGCGGGGAUGGGGAGGCGAAGAAGGAGGUGAAGAAGGAGGUGAAGAAGGAGGAGGGGGCGGGUGAGGAGCAGACGGGGAAGGUUUGUGGUGUUGAAGGGGGUGCGGGGUGUGAGGACUGUCAGUGA
Chaetomium globosum CBS 148.51 is the source of this 558-nucleotide messenger RNA. RefSeq lists its product as uncharacterized. The record is from RefSeq and is a predicted model, not a curated record. The transcript is spliced from 2 exons. Lineage: Eukaryota; Fungi; Ascomycota; Sordariomycetes; Sordariales; Chaetomiaceae. Bases 1 to 558 code for a protein of 185 amino acids.